Coccidioides immitis RS is the source of this 315-nucleotide messenger RNA. Its product is annotated as osomolarity two-component system, sensor histidine kinase SLN1. Lineage: Eukaryota; Fungi; Ascomycota; Eurotiomycetes; Onygenales; Onygenaceae. The transcript has 4 exons. The coding region runs from base 1 to 315 and encodes 104 amino acids. The record is from RefSeq and is a predicted model, not a curated record.
AUGUCUUUGGGCAACAAGGCUCGAGAGUUGGUCGCGGAGGAUGUGCUUAGAAUGCUGAAAAUCGAAGACGUGUUCGGCGUGACAAUUGCCAAGGACGGGCAGCUUCUCGUCUUACCCUGGCCACGCCUUUCAACUGAGUUUAAGUUUUGUAUAGAUGCCAAUCCUGGAUGGCAUACAAUCGACGCGAUUGAUCAGAUAAAUGGGAUACUCCGCGCCCAUUGUCGCUCUGGUAAACUACUUCGAAGACGUGCUUUGAAGCAAGGCUUGAACAACUUCUCAACGAUCUACGACGAGCCUGAGGCGCGUUUGACAUAA